GACUUGCACAUAGAUUCACCGACCCGAUCGUUUAUAUAGCAGCGGACCGCACUCGAUUUUCAUCAGUCGCUACGCGUCUCUCGUCGUCAACGGACCUCGAACAGCAAAAAGGGAAAUUCCUCGAAAAUAGCCAAGUGCGAGUGCAAGUGCAUAAUAUAGAAAAGCACCAUCUAGUAUCUCUGCCCAGUGUCGAAGAAAAUCCUCUUCGAUGUCGAUUAACUCGCCAAUAUCGUUAAAAAACUCGGACCUGCAUUGAACAGGCAAAGGCGACCGCUAAAUACCAACAAAUAAGGUAUAAGCCAAAACAUCUGAAACAAAAAACCCAAACAAAAACCAAAACAAAGACAAAGUCACGGCAAAAACCGCAAACAACAAGUUGUUUGCUUUUAGUUCGCAUUCCCCCUUAUUUUAUUUUCCUUCCGUUCGGUUUUCCACGCACGCGCGUCCAGAAAAACAUUGAAACAACAUCGGCAGUUGAAAAGCAACUGUUGCAGCCUAACAACCGAAUCGAAUCCAAAUUAAGCCAGACCUUCAAGUGGUAAGAAGAAAACGCCAGAAUACCAAGUUGUGUGUGAAAAAAGCGAACCAAAACCGAGAUCUUAAUCAGGAAAACAACAAUUUCGUUUAUUGGGCUUAGGCCAUUGUAUGGAUCAGUCUAAACCAACGACGAAACUUGGAGACGAGCCGGACCUCCUGUUCAAGCGAGCGCAGGGCCGGAUUAGUCUGAUCAGUGCGGGAGUAGGAGCCACCCAGGCUGGCCAAGCUGCCCCACCACCGCUGCAUUCAAGCCAACAGUUCGCCAACAUUCAACUAGACGCCACGCUCAAUGACUGCGAAAGUGGCUAUGUGCCCACCGUGGGCCGCUGGGGCUCCGAGUGGCCGACGGCUCCACCUCCAGCACUGGAGGGGGCCGCUGUCGCCGCCGCCGCUGCCCACGAUCCGUUGCUCCCGGCGGAUCAGCAGCUGGCGGAUGCGGUGCGCGGAAUGGGACUGGGAUUGACUACGACACAAUCCGCAGAAGCAACUGAGCACGCAUCUGGACAUGGUACUGGCGCCAUCCGUCGCACAGCCUCCACCUCCAGCGAGGAGGAGGAGGAGGAGGACUCGGAAGACCUGGAGGAGGACGAACUGGAGCUGGUGCCUCCGACCGACCUGACAUCGGUGGAUCAAUCGGAGCGCUACUCCGACAUCAGGCAGCUGCUGGCCAAACAGCAGUCAGGCAUCGCCAGUGCCCAUACCCACACCCACACCCAUGAGGAGUUUGUCGUGGGCGAUGGCUACGAUCUGGAGGCCUUCAACCAGGUGAACGGAGUGUGGCCCCUGGGCCAUCCGCUGCCACUGCCCGACUGGGCCAGCUCCGAGGCGGGCAAGGGCACCCUUUGCUUCGACAACGUCUGGCAGUACGAGGAGCUGAACGGGAUCGUGGAGACCACGCUGCAGCGGAUGCUGGAGGAGACGCACUACAACACGGUCAACUUGUUCGUCGACUUCUAUCGCAGUUUCAAGCGCACCCGACGCUCUGACCUGCGCAGCUUUUUCCAGUUCUACGAUGUGCCCAUCAACAGGCGGCACCACAUGUGCGUGUCGCUGGCCUUCGAGAUCAUGGCCAGGAUGGUGCGACUGUUUCCGGUGCUGGCCAAGUACCUGUAUGUGGUGUCCUGCGAGGAGCAGGUGAUGGACUGCCCGGACUAUGUGCAGCUGGACGAGGAGUGCGGUCUCAAUUCGGUGGACGCGGGCGUGGAGAAGGAGCACGUGAUGGUGGCCAUGCGCAUUGCCAUUGGCGAGCGACGUGGUGUGAUGAUCCUGGAUCCGGGCUACCAUGUCAGUCGAGCCGUGACUGUGAUGCAGGACCAGAGCUAUCCACACACGGGCUGGUUCACCCAAUCCAAGGAGCCGCACCUGCAGCGGGACUACUGCUAUGCGUACAGCCAGCAGAGCGGCAAGUUCGUGGAGUGGAAGGAGCGCGAGAUCCGCGGCGAGGACACCAGCUACAAGACCUCGCUGAUCUACGUGGCCCAGGAGUACAUCACGGCCAUCGAUGUGACCGUGCGCCGCAAUCUGGUGUACAACUUCCGGUCGCUGUUGUCGCGCGAUGCCAAGGGUCAGGUGUAUGCGGGCAUCUACUUCCCGCUGGUGGCCAAUUGCCAGGAGGCCUAUCUGACCAUCUUCUACGACGGGCCCAAUGAGCAGCGCGUGCGGACGAAGUUGAUGUUUAGCGCCUUCAAAGUGGGCAAGGCAAAGCUGCCGGACUACGUGGGUCAACAUCUCAGCCGACUGGCGCCGCAGCUAAAGAUGCCGCUGCAGGAACUUACGGAAUUGUGCAAAUCCCUGGCCGAGGUGGUCACCGACCAGAACUUCAUCGGCCAAGUCCUGGGCAUCAAUGACGACAUCGGCAACAUGUCCGUGGAGAAUUGACAGUUAAAGGAGCCUAAGGAUGUCGCUGCUACCGAACCGGAACCGGAAACGGAAUCGGAAACCGAAACGAAGAUGGACAAAAAGAUGGCGAUAAAAGACACUGACAACGCAGCUGCAACUUAGAGUUCCGAACCCUUUUAAAAAUACUUUGUCCCUUCCACAGUAAUAUUUUAUACUUUUUAGUAGCACCUAGGCACCUCUUACACACCAGCACACACACACACACACACACACGAUUCAAGGAUAUAUUUCAAUUUAGUCUAGUAUUUACUUCAAAAUAUGUAUUCACCUAUACACACUAAAAUUCACACUCUAUAUGGUAAUCCCAAUUGAUUGAUUUAACCGAAAGCGAAACGCAAUUUAAUCAAAGCCAGAUAAGCGCAAAAGCUUAGAUUUCAAUUUGCGCUUAGCCUUUGUUUAUUUCCAACUAAGUAUAUACUAUCUAAAGGCAAAAUUAGUUAAUAACUGGUAUCAAGGCAAAAUAUAAAUUGUAAUUGCUGUAUGAACAUAUUUCCGUUUAACACUUAAAUGCACUGUACGAUUUCGUUUAAAUAAAUAAAUCAGCUAGCAAAA
Messenger RNA from Drosophila elegans, 2988 nucleotides. RefSeq lists its product as uncharacterized. The record is from RefSeq and is a predicted model, not a curated record. NCBI's taxonomy places the organism in Eukaryota, Metazoa, Arthropoda, Insecta, Diptera, Drosophilidae. Bases 646 to 2415 code for a protein of 589 amino acids. The transcript is spliced from 5 exons.